UCUAGCGUCGCCUUUGAAAAUCUCCAUAGCACUAAUUCUUGUACGAUAAAAAAGCCCUUGAAGUUGUCCAUCCAAUGGUGCUAAACUUGUUUAGAUUGUGGUAUUAAUAUUUUACUCUGGGGUGCAACCAUGGAGCAAUAAACUCCAUGGUGCAACGAACGAGCGACUGUUAUGACAUGUGUAGCGCCCUCCAGCUGCAGUUCUCGAGACGGCUGCAUAGAUACUGUAUGUACUACACGUGCACAAUGGAGUGCAGCAGCUGCAGCAGCUACACGUAGCGCGCCCCACACAGGAAAUAAAGAAAAGCACAUUUCUUUGUGCGUCUUUCUCGGCUCCACAAUGAAAAUGUCUUGGCCUAAAGUCAUAUUAUUUGGAGACUCUCUCUCACAGUUUGCUUUUAGUGAAGGGGGAUGGGGCUCAUCUCUUGCAAAUUUAUUGCAAAGGAAGUGUGACGUUCUAAACAGAGGGUUCUCUGGCUACAACUCCACAUGGGGUCGCAUCGCUCUACCGAGAUGCAUUCCAAAGGAAGACAUACCCUACAUUGCUAUGGUUACCAUCUUCUUCGGAGCCAAUGACUCUGUUCUGGAGGAGACGAGGGGUGCUAAAUUUGUCAGCCUGGACGACUUCUCUGCAAAUCUGCAGGAUAUGGUUCAGUAUUUAGUAGAUGGAGGCAUGCAGUCAGAUAACAUCAUUAUCAUUUCACCACCACCACUAGACGACAAAGUCUGGAGCAAGGGAUGCCUGAAGAAUGACAGUCCUGUCAAUCGGAAAAACUCCAACACUGGGCUGUACGCCAAGGCAUGCUGCCGAGUAUCAAAGGAAUGCUCCGUUGAAUGCUUAGAUGUGUGGACACUGAUGCAGGAAGAGCAGAAUUGGCAAAGGUUCCUGGUGGAUGGUCUUCACCUAUCCGAGGAAGGUUCCAGAUUCCUCGGACAACAUCUUCUGAGAAUGGCAGAGGUAAGAACAAGCAAGCUCUCGACGCAACUCCCCGACUGGAAAGAUAUCGACGUCGCCAAUCCUGAAAAAAGCUUCCCCUCAUGAAAUUUCAAAGGCUCUAAGGUUUGUGAUUGUUGUUAAAUCAUGAAACUGAUGAGAGUUCCCGCAUCUGCGGAAAUUUCUUUGGGUAUUUUCCUAAGCCUUAUGGACGUUUGCAGGGCUUGGACUUAAUACUGGACGGC
Molecule: messenger RNA, 1178 nt
Organism: Asterias rubens (European starfish)
Lineage: Eukaryota; Metazoa; Echinodermata; Asteroidea; Forcipulatida; Asteriidae
Product: isoamyl acetate-hydrolyzing esterase 1 homolog
Exons: 6
Coding region: 172-1041 (289 amino acids)
Molecular function (GO): hydrolase activity, acting on ester bonds
Source: RefSeq, a predicted model, not a curated record